This is a messenger RNA of Pseudovirgaria hyperparasitica, 1571 nucleotides long. RefSeq names its product NAD(P)-binding protein. The record is from RefSeq and is a predicted model, not a curated record. Gene Ontology annotation, molecular function: oxidoreductase activity. The transcript is spliced from 5 exons. Lineage: Eukaryota; Fungi; Ascomycota; Dothideomycetes; Acrospermales; Acrospermaceae. The coding region runs from base 167 to 1213 and encodes 348 amino acids.
CAGUCUGGGGGCUUCAUGGCGUCAUGGUGAAAACAUAUAAAUGGUACCGGUCAUUCGAUGGCAGCCGCUGGCAUCAAGUAUUAAAGUAUCACAAAGCUUAAGAGCAGAGUACACACUACUAUACCUUUGUAUAGCUAUUGCCUAAUAGUAAAGACGGCAGUUUGAAAUGGCACCUUCAACCCAACAGCAAUGGACCGUUGAGGGUAAAGAUGGUUUCGACUCCUUGAAAUUCACAGAGGAUGCUGAAGUUCCGAAGCCCGGACCCAAUGAAGUGCUCAUCAAAUUCCACGCCGCUAGCUUGAACUACAGAGAUCUUAUUAUUCCAAAAGGAAUGUACCCCUUCGGCCAGAGAGACGGUGUCGUCCCAGCUUCAGAUGGUGCUGGAGUAGUCGACGCUGUGGGCGAGAAGGUCACACGCUUCAAGAUUGGCGACAACGUGACAACGCUGUUCAACGCGGGUCAUCUCGCUGGUGCGCUGGAUCCGAUCUCGGCCAAGACUGGCCUGGGUGGUCUCGUCGAUGGAGCUCUUCGACAGUACGGUGCCUACAACGAGCAAAGUGUUGUUGCCGCUCCGCAGAACCUCAACUUCAUGGAGGCGGCCACUCUCCCGUGUGCGGGUCUGACUGCGUGGAACGCCCUCUAUGGCAUUACAGGUAAGCAGUUGAAGGCUGGUGACUGGGUUCUUACACAAGGCACUGGUGGUGUCAGUAUAUUUGCUCUUCAGUUCGCCAAAGCCGCAGGAGCCAGAGUAAUCUCUACUACAUCGUCCGCAGAAAAGACUCAAACUCUCAAGCAGCUCGGCGCCGACCACGUGAUCAACUACAAGGAGAACCCCAACUGGGGCGAAGAAGCUGCAAAGAUUGCGGGUGGCGGUGGUGUGCAUCAUAUCCUUGAAGUUGGGGGCCCAACUACCAUGGCGCAGUCCCUCAAGGCGAUUCGUAUGGAGGGAACCAUCAGCAUCAUAGGAUUUCUUGGUGGUGGAAAGGCUGAGAAGCAACCCACAUUCCUGGAUGCAUUGACGAAUGUAGCGACAAUUCGGGGCCUGCUGGUUGGCUCAAGACUGCAGUUUGAGGAGAUGAAUGCCGCGAUUGAGGCCAACAAUAUCAAGCCGGUCGUCGAUGAGAAAGUGUUUGGUCUGGAGCAGGCUAAGGAAGCAUAUCAGUAUAUGUGGGAUCAGAAGCAUUUUGGUAAGCUUACGAUCAAGAUAGCCUGAAUGUGUUCGAAUGAUUGCGGUAGUAUUGUAGUACCUCAGCUGGUUGUGACGGUUUUGGGCGGCUCUAGGCGACGUGGCCUAUGUUUGUGAUACAAAGAGGUCUAAUUCUCAUGAAAUCAAACUCUCUUGACGGGUCAUCCAUCCUGCAUGCUGGCUAGGCCUCCAGCCUCCCAAGUGACAAUCCACGCUCUUCAGCCACAACAGGUAGGCACUGCACUCACUGUAGCUUUGGAACAUUGAGCAUUGCACAAAGCUCCUGAGAUGAAGCCGUGGCACAGUUCAAUUGGCGAACUGUACCUUGUAGUAGUUAUGACGUGUGACUAGGCGGAAGGUUGAUGGAUGCUGCGUUGGUGCAUUG